CGUGAUUUACAAAAAAUAAGUUUUAACUUUUUAAAAAUUAAGCUUUUACUUUAAGGAAUACGAGAGAGCAGUCAUAUUCAGAUUAGGUCGACUUCUGUCUGGGGGAGCACGUGGCCCCGGAGUUUUCUUUAUAAUUCCCUGUGUGGAUAUGUAUGAGAAGAUAGAUAUGAGGGUUCAGAACUUCGAUGUUCCUCCACAAGAGAUUUUGACGAAAGACAGUGUAACAGUAUUUGUAAACGCUAUCAUGUAUUACAAGGUAAAAAAUGCAACCUCAGCAAUUGCAAAUGUUGAUGAUUAUGGAGGCUCAGCAAGAUUGUUGGCUGCCACUACACUAAGGAAUGUUCUUGGGACCCGGAAUUUAGGAGAUAUUCUCUCAGAACGUGAAUCUAUUGCUCAAGAAAUGCAGGCCACCCUUGACGAGGCAACAGAGCCCUGGGGUGUCCAGGUAGAGAGGGUAGAAGUAAAGGAUGUCAGGGUACCAGAGCAGCUACAGCGAGCUAUGGCAGCUGAAGCAGAAGCAGCUCGUGAAGCUAGAGCUAAGGUUAUAGCUGCUGAGGGAGAGCAUAAAGCUAGCAGAGCUCUCAGACAUGCUGCUGAAAUCAUAGCGGAUAGUCCAGCAGCAUUGCAGCUUCGAUACCUGCAGACUUUAAGUAGUAUAUCAGCUGAGAACAACAGUACAAUCGUUUUCCCUGUUCCAAUAGAUAUCAUCUCGAAGAUGAUUUCAAAAUAAAGUCAGAUUGAGAGAAGUAUAGUUCCAGUAUUCUUUGGUAUUGGAGUUCAGUCACGGAUAUACAGCUAGGAGGAAUUCUCAUGAAUUGAACUAAACAAUAACUGAACUCAUUAAAGUUCACGACUGUUUACUUGUGUCAGAAUGUGCUCUAAUAGAUUCUUUCGAGUUAUCAAAUCCGAUAACAAAGUUUUCCUGCCCGCACUGAUUACUAGUUUUAAAAAACUUGAGUUGAGGCCUGAGAAAUGUUAGAGGUUGAGGGACUUAUGAAUGUGAAUACUCUAAAAUAAAUAGAAAUAAACUGUAUCAGAGGAGAUUUCAUAAUAUGUGAGGUUAUAUACACAAUUGUACAAUAAAACUUAAAAUUA
Messenger RNA from Eurytemora carolleeae, 1095 nucleotides. Its product is annotated as band 7 protein AGAP004871. The record is from RefSeq and is a predicted model, not a curated record. Lineage: Eukaryota; Metazoa; Arthropoda; Copepoda; Calanoida; Temoridae. The coding region runs from base 149 to 730 and encodes 193 amino acids. Gene Ontology annotation, cellular component: plasma membrane. The transcript is spliced from 9 exons.